AUGGCCAAAUGUGACCGUCUAAAGAAAAUGCUCGGCAUGCAGCGUGGCGGCUGCACCUCGUUUCCCAGCCGGAUGUGUGCAAGCCUCGCAGUGUGGAGGCUCCCAGGUCCAGCCACGGGGCACGCAGGCACAAAGGCUUUGACAACGUCCUUCACCAAUGCACCUCCGCCGGUCCGCACGGGCUCGCGAGGUUCCGAGUCCCGUCCGGCAGCCUUUCCCUCUCCGUCCCCCUUAGGCGACGAGGACGAAUCCAACAAUCAUGCGUCCCACAAGAAGAAGCACAAGAAGCACAAGAAGAAGCACAAGAAGAGGCACCACCGGGAGGAGGCGGGCGCGGCGCCCGCGGCCCUGGGCGCGGCCCUCCCCAAGCCCCAGCUGAAGCUCAAGAUCAAGCUCGGCGGCCAGAUCCUGGGCACCAAGAGUGUGCCAACUUUUACGGUCAUCCCCGAGAGGCCGCGCUCCCCUUCGCCACUCAUGGUUGUGGAUGAUGAGGAUGAGCCCAUGGAGGGGGUUCCCAUCGAACAGUAUCGAGCAUGGUUAGAUGAGGACAGCAACUUGGAGCCAUCUCCACUGCCGGAGCUUGAUGCAGAAAUGGGCUUUCCGGCUCGUGAGGAAGAGGAAGAGCAGCGCUGGCUGGAUGCUCUGGAGCGAGGGGAGUUAGAUGACAACGGGGAGCUCAAGAAGGAGGUGGAUGAGUCGCUGCUCACAGCCAGGCAGAAAGCGCUCCUGCACAAGCAACAGAGCCAGCCCCUGCUGGAGCUGCCAAUGGGCUACAAGGCGAAGGAGCUGACGGAGGAGAUGCUGGUGAAGCGGGAGGAGCGCGCCCGGAAGCGGCGCCUUCAGGCCGCGAAGAAGGCCGAGGAGAACAAGAACCAAACCAUCGAGCGCCUCACCAAGACCAGCAAAGCCAAAGUGAAGACGCUGCGGGAGCGGAAGGCCAAAGGGGCGCUCGUUCCCACAGUCUGCUACCGCAGCGCCGCCAACGGGAUCACCGUGUCCUUCCCCCCGGGAGUCGCCCUGCCCCUCUUACCCUCCCUCGCCCCCUCUGUGCCCCCGCCCAUUCCCUGCGGGGUCAGCGGCUGCCCCAACCUCAGGCGCUACUCCUGCUCCCGCACGGGGGUCCCGCUCUGCAGUCUGGCCUGCUACAAGAAGAACCUGCUGCUCCAGCAGGUGGGGGCCUAGCGCUGUCGCCCUCGCUCCUUGGAGCCCGAGGCGCUGGUCCUGGGGAGGACAUGCUGGGGUGGUCGCCCUCCCGGGCUGGGAGGCGACGGCAGGCCUGCUGAGCGACUCGUGCCGAAUGCCUGGGAUGGGGCCAGGAGGGCCCUGCCUGCCUUGCAGCCCCCCGUCGGUAGAGGCCCACGGCCUGCCUGGCGCAGCAGCCCUGAAGCUCAUGGAGCGGUGCUACUGGCCGCUCACUGGUGCGCCUCUGGGAUCGCAAGUGAAACUGCAGGAGCCGGCUUUGGCGAUCCUGCCACGGCCCUGCGGAGACCCUUCCCCACUGUUCAGCGGGGGCCUCUCCCGCAGUUCAUCCAACGGCGGGCUGCUGUGUGAAGACGGGAAGUGAUGGGGGUGCUCUUGGGCUCCUUGCCCCGUCAGCAAGGCCCGGCAAAACCAGGGCUUCAUGGUUGGUUGAUUGAUGGACUGUGCUAUUAAAGACAGAGGGCUGAGCUGCUGAAUUGCCUGGCCAGAAGCACGAGGUUUUGGGGAUUCCAGGGAAGGAGCAUCCCAACUCCAGGUUUUCUUUAAGGAGAUCGCAUCUGUGCACAAAAUACGAGGAAGCCCGCUCGCGUUCCCAAGGCAUCUGGCCGCAGUUCACUUCCCGCUGCGCAGGGAACGAGCCUGCCGGGUGGGCUCCAGUCAGCUGGAAUGGACAGUGAGGGGCCCCCUCCCCAUGUCCGUCCGAACGAGGACAACCGGGAAGCGGCAGGCUUAGCUGGGCCAGACGUGCCCACAAGGCGAGCGGGCAGCAGAGCACCGGGGCGAUGCGAGCACAGCGAGCAAUGACUGGCGCAGCAGCGCGCCGAUCGCUUGCGCAGAGGGAGCCAGAGGGCCCCGCCUGGCCUGCCAAGGGCCCAGAUGGAUUUGUUAGCAACUCUGCCCAAGACCUCGCGUACACCAGCGUCUCCUGAGCUGCUGCCUGCUCUACUGCAUUGUCUUAGGGUGAUGUUUGCUCACAACAGGUUUAUUUAUAUUAAAUUUAAUCCUGUUUUAACAGA
Molecule: messenger RNA, 2216 nt
Organism: Varanus komodoensis (Komodo dragon)
Lineage: Eukaryota; Metazoa; Chordata; Lepidosauria; Squamata; Varanidae
Gene: INO80B
Product: INO80 complex subunit B
Exons: 5
Coding region: 1-1182 (393 amino acids)
Biological process (GO): chromatin remodeling
Cellular component (GO): Ino80 complex
Source: RefSeq, a predicted model, not a curated record